CCAAGAUUAUGAUUUAUGAUUCAAAACAAUCGAUACUUGCUGGUAUCGAUAUUUAUAUUUUUUUUGAGCGUCUAUAUCGUGUGUUUUUUUUUAAAUUGAUUUUGUUAAAUUUGAAAAUAAUGUCUGUGAUGAAUAUUAUAAAUAAAAUUAGUGAAGGUGAACGUUUAUUCAUUAUAAAUGGUGUUGAUUUGAAUAUUCGUUCGGAUGGCCGAUCAUGUGAUGAUCAUCGUAUGGUAAUGAUUGAACAGAAUGUUAUUGAAACUUGUAGCGGUUCAGCACAUGCACGAUCUGGAAACACUGAUGUUUUGGUUGGAAUCAAACUUGAAUUAGAAGAGAUCGUCAAUAGCAAUGAUGGUGAUGAUGAUGAUAAACAUCAAGCUCAGAAUGGAACAAAAGGACGUGUCCAGGUUUUUGCCGAUAUUUCUGCCAUUGCAUCACCUGCAUUUGAAGGAAGAAAAGGUGAAGAUAUCACCUGUCAGAUUGAAGCAUUGUUUUCCGAAUUUCUACCAGAUUUUAUUGAUCUAGAAAAGUUAAUUAUUGUACCGAACCGAUCAUAUUUUGUUUUACAUAUCGAUAUUGUCAUUCUUGAAUGUUCAUCAUUAUCAUCAUUGAUUGAUAUUACCUCAAUUGCCAUCAAAACUGCCUUGAACGAUGUUCGGAUUCCUAAAAUCAACAUUCUAAGUAUUGAUCAGAAUGAAUUCACCGUUUCCGAAGAUGAAUUUGAAUCAAUUCCAUUGGAUGCUAGCCGUGUACCAUUGGUGACAAGUUAUACAAAAAUUGGUUCAAAAUUUGUUGUCGAUGCUACCUGGGAAGAGGAACAAGCAAGUGUCGGAACCAUUUCCGUGGCUUUUGUUCCACCUGAUCAAAUUAUUUUAAUGAAAAAAAUUCGCCAUGGAUCAAUAAGUACUGAUUCAUUGCCAUUACUAUUUGAACGUGCAACAAAAUUUGGUUUGGAAUUAUCACGAAAAUUUGAAGCUAAAAUUCAUCAAUGUAAAACCCUAAAAACGAGUGGUAGAAUUACAUUUUCAAUCAAUUGAUUGGCAAACUCUCAAUAAAAACAGAACCACGUUUGUAUAUAAUUAUGAAAUUCGAGCCUUUUUUUACGAAUUCAUGCGACAUCCAUCAUCAAUUGUAAAUGAACAAAACAAAAAAAAGAAUUCACGCGCAAAAACAAAAAAAAAAUGUUUCACACAUGCAUCAUGUGAAUGCAUGGCACAUGAUGUGCCACAAAAAUAAACAAUCCAGCAUGUUAAUCGAUAGUGUCGUUCAUCACCAAAAGCAAAGUCGAAAAAAAUUUUUGUUUAUAAAAAUUUAUUAUGUGGAUUUUUUUUUUUAGUUGGAU
Dermatophagoides farinae (American house dust mite) is the source of this 1342-nucleotide messenger RNA. Its product is annotated as exosome complex component RRP42-like. NCBI's taxonomy places the organism in Eukaryota, Metazoa, Arthropoda, Arachnida, Sarcoptiformes, Pyroglyphidae. Gene Ontology annotation, cellular component: nuclear exosome (RNase complex); cytoplasmic exosome (RNase complex). Gene Ontology annotation, biological process: nuclear polyadenylation-dependent rRNA catabolic process; rRNA catabolic process; U4 snRNA 3'-end processing. The record is from RefSeq and is a predicted model, not a curated record. Gene Ontology annotation, molecular function: mRNA 3'-UTR AU-rich region binding.